Messenger RNA from Chlorella variabilis, 3792 nucleotides. RefSeq lists its product as hypothetical. Lineage: Eukaryota; Viridiplantae; Chlorophyta; Trebouxiophyceae; Chlorellales; Chlorellaceae. Gene Ontology annotation, molecular function: protein binding. The record is from RefSeq and is a predicted model, not a curated record. The coding region runs from base 1 to 3792 and encodes 1263 amino acids. The transcript is spliced from 9 exons.
AUGGACCCAGAAGAUCUUCAGGACGCGCCAGACGAGUCGCUGGCCGACCGGCUCAACCGGCUGGCCGAGCGGCGGCGGGCGGCAGGGUGGCGGUCGCCUGCCGCCACCUCCUCGGAGGGCGAGGCCGAUUGUGAGGCCCGCGUGCUGCCUCAACGCAGCGCAGUCCAGGCCCUGCGAGACCUGCUGCAGCAGCGUGGCGCAGUGCUAGAGGCCACAAUUGAUGGGGCAGGGCCGGCCAUUGCAGCGCCAUCGCUCGGACAAGGCAGCGAGCGCGGUGGUCAGAUUGCGGGCUGGGCGCCUGAGUUUCCUCUGCCCGGCGCGGCCACACAGCCUGCAGCCGAGGGCAGCUCCAGGGCAGUAGCAGAGGUGCUGUCUGAUGCCAGCGUGCCGCCUACGGCCCGCCGCCUCAUCGCCAUUCACAGCAGCCUUGGGCGCGAGGCGGCGCGCACAGAGGGCCAGCUGCGUGCCGAGGACCUCCAGAAUGCUGCCGCAGCCCUGCAAGACGCAGACAUCCAGCGCGGCGAGCUGGAUGCCCUCUUGAUCCGCCAAGCGGCGGCCGCAGCCGAGCGGGAGCGGUUGCGCCUUGAGCGGGAGGCCCAGCUGCAGGACAUCCAGCUGGAAUUCGCCACACAGCACAUGGCGGCAUGGCGCAUAGGGCAGGGCUGGCGACGCUUCCUGCGCAGCCCCGGCAGGUUGCGCCAUGUGGCUGCCGCCACCCGCCUGCAGGCCUCCUGGCGUGGCUAUGUGUCUCGCCGUCUCACAGCCAUCCUGCUGCACCGGUCGCGCCAGCGGCGAGCGCUGCUGGCUGAGCUUCAGGCUGCUGUGGACAGUGGGGAGCAGCAGCUGGCACGGGAGGCAGCUGCACAGCUGGGCACCCUCGGCUUUGGUGCAGCGGCGGGCCAGCUGUUGGCUGCACUGGAACAGCGAGCGGCAGAGGCAGCCCAGGCGCUGCGCACGGCUGCCGCCAACAGCGGUAUUGCCGGCUACCAGGCUGCUGCAGCCGCUGCAGCACAAUACAGCGAUCUGGGCGUCGUGCUGCAAGAGGCAGCUGGCGUGUUUGAGGCCCGCGUGGCGGCAGCAGAGCAAGCCGUCAAUUCUGCUUUGGAAGGAGGACCACUCAGCCAGUUCAAAGAUGCAGUGGCAGCAGCUGCGGCGCUUGGGGUGGGCGCCUCCCUGCUUGCCCGGGCUGAGCAGCGGAUAGCGCAGCGCAACCAGCAGGCCUCGGCUGUGCUGCAGGCGUCUGUGGAUGCAGCUCCCUUUGAUGCGCUUGCGUACAACAGUAGCCUGCAGCAAGCACAGGAGUGGGGGCUGCAUGCCGAUGUAGCUCGGGCACAGCGCGAACUGCAGCUGCGGCGCCACCGGUUGGCGGCUCGCUUGCGGGAGCUUGCCACGCACGGUGGUGCGGGUGAAGUGGAGGCGGCAUGCGCGGAUGGCGAACAGCUGGGGCUGGGAUCUGAGGCAGAGGCAGCCCAUGCUCGGCUGGAGCAGCGGCAGGCCACAGCGCUUGAGGAGCUACGCCAGGCAGCCCACCAUGGCUCCCUGAAGCAGUACACUGCAGCGGUGGCCGCGGCGGAGAGACUAAACGUCAGCACAGCCAUGCGGCAGGCAUGCAAGGAGCAGCUGCGCCAGAGGCAGCAGGAGGCGGAUCAGCGCCUGCACGAGGCGGCAUGCCGGGGCAACCUGGCAGCAGUGAGGAGGCGAUGCGAGGGUGCCUUGAUGCUCGGCUUGCGUGCCGCAGUAGGCGCUGCAGAAGAGCAGGUUCAGAGGCGGCGGCAGGAGGCGUUGGAGCAGCUGGCUGCUAGCACGCGGUGUGUGUGCGAGUAUGCCAUCCUGCACGACAGCCCAUGUGCUAGGCCAGCUGGCCUUGGUAGCCAUCAGCUGGAAAGCUGGGUCAGCACCACACAGCACCUUGCGGCCGCCAUCUCAGAGCUAGGUACCGAGGCAGCCUUGCUGCAACCUCCAGCAGCCUGUGCAGCAUGGCCACCAGAGCUAAGAGGCUGGCUGGAGGACGCCAGCUGGGCAGCUGAGCUGGAGCUGGCGGCACCUGUCGCCCAGGCAGUUGCCGCCUUGAAGGGCCACCUGGAGGCACUCGAGGCGGCCACUCAGGUUGUCAUCACCCCCCUGCAGCAGGCUUGCAGUGCUGGCGAAGUCGGCGGCCAGGACGGCACCGCACAUGCGAGCACAGCAGCAGAGAGCAUCAGCAAGCUGGAGCCGGGAGGGCAGGCUGGCGACAGUGCCCAGGGCAAUUGGGGGGCCUGUCCUGAGCCAGUGGGGCGCCUGCUGGCAUGCUUCCGGGAGUGGCAGGCCAUGCAGCACGACCGGCUUCCCCUGGUGGAGGGUGCUGCGCAGCGGAUGGCAGUCGGACUGUGCGUCGAGGGUGCUCAGCAGCAGCACGAGUCCUGCUGCAUGCUGGAUCUCAGCAUGCAGGGCCUGAGCGUUAUGGAGCUGCCGGCAGGAAACUCACCUGUGGUCAGCCUCAACCUGAGCCGCAACGCCAUCACCAGCCUGGAAGCCCUGUCAGCACUCCAGGGCCUGCAAGAGCUGCGGGUGGGGGCCAACCAGCUCACCAGUCUUCACGGCAUCCAGUGCUUGGCUAGCCUCACCAUGCUGAAUGCAUCAAACAACCGGCUGGAGCACCUCCCCAGCCUGGCAGGCGAGCGAGGAGUGUGCUUGACAGCACUGCGCAACAUCGACCUUUCAGCCAACCAUCUCUCUUCUGCGGCCCUUGCCGCUGCUGACCUGGCAGCCUGCGGCGCCCACCUCACGUGUCUGCGUGUCUCGGGCAACCGGCUGACCGACAUUUCAAGCUGGAUGGGGCUGCUGCCCAGUCUGCUGCACUUCCACGCUGGCGGCAAUGCCCUUGCCAGCCUGGAAGGCCUGGCAGAGGCGGCCCCGCUGCUGCAGGUUCUGGUCGCCUCCCGCAACGCCCUCACCAGCCUUCCGCCCACCAUGCACCUCCCCUUCCUCCGCGAGUUGUGGCUGGGGAGCAACCCGCUGGCAGAGGGCUUUGUGUCGCUGCAGGUGCUUGAUCUGUCGUCCAACCAGCUUGCAAGCCUGGGCAUGGUGCUUGCCAGUCUGGAGCCACUUGGCGGCUGCCUGCAGCGGCUGCGGCUGAAGGACAACCCUCUGGCGGCAGGCUGGGAUCCUGGACAGCAGCAGCAGCAGCAGCAGGGACAGCCUCCAGGAACUGGUUACAGCGAUGCAGUCUUUAGAAUGCUGCCGCUGCUAGAGGAGCUGGAUGAGCAGCAGGCAGCGUGGCGUGGCUGGCGUGUGCGUCGCUUACUGGCCCGUGCACGCCAGGCCUUGCUUCAGCAGAGCCAGAACGCGCGGCAAGGCCAGCGCAGCAGCAGCGACAGCCUGGAGCUGGAGCAGUCAGGCUCUUUGUUGGGGCUGGGUGCGCUGCUGGAGGCAGGUGCCAGCGAGGUGUUUGGGGCCCCCGAGGAACUGCUCUCUAACCUGGAGGCCUGGUCUCCUGUGUGUGGUGCACACUGCAGCAGCCCGCCAGAGGCCCUCGAGCGGCAGGCUUGCAGCGGAACGUCGCAGCAGGCGCUGCGGGCGCAGCAGGGCGAGGAACAAAGCGACUGGGAGUUUGCCGAUGCGGCCACCGCAGCCGCAUUUGCUUCCAUGCGGCAGCGGCGGCAAGCAGGGGCGCGGCGCCGGGAGCUGCAGCAGCAGAUGCGAGACCCGCAGCGGCGGCUGCACAAGUUCCAGACCCUUCACAGCGUGGAGGCUGGCACCAUGAAUGUGCGGAAUGCAACCAUCCGGUUAUGUGACAGCCAGUGUUUGACUUGA